Drosophila guanche is the source of this 522-nucleotide messenger RNA. RefSeq lists its product as uncharacterized. The record is from RefSeq and is a predicted model, not a curated record. The transcript has 3 exons. Bases 1 to 522 code for a protein of 173 amino acids. NCBI's taxonomy places the organism in Eukaryota, Metazoa, Arthropoda, Insecta, Diptera, Drosophilidae.
AUGAACGUUAAGUUGCUCGGGUCUGGACUUUUACUGUUCGCUGGCUUCCUGGCUUGUAGUGAGGCACCAUUUGUAAAGAUGACAAAUGCCAAGUGUCCGUCGUACAACGAAUCGUGGGUGCAGUUUCACUACUGCCGCCUGAAGGCCUACUCCCGGAACAAGACUAGCUUGAAUUUGAAUUUAACCAUUCUAGAACCGGCAAACAACAUUCAUGUACGAAUAAAAUUGAUGAAGAGGGCCAAUGGCUACAAGCCAUUUCUCGUUGACUUCUAUUUAGAUGCCUGCGCAUUCAUGAGGAAACGAAAUCAUCCGGUGUUCAGGAUUGUCUGGAACUUGAUCAAGAAUGUGUCCACAGUGAAUCACACCUGUCCUUAUGUGGGCUUGCAGACUAUAAGCGAUUUCCACCGGGUUGAAAUACCCUUGCCAAUGCCCUCUGGGGAAUAUCUUUACCUGGCGAAUUGGACAUUCGACGGCAGACCUCAGUUUGCAACAAAUGUUUACUUCACCCUUGUGGAGGAUUAG